AUGCCCGAGUAUCAAGCCCCAGCAGAUGAUGAUGAUGAUGAUGUAUGGGAUUUAACGUGGGAGCGACAGCUCAAGAAUUUCGUUUCAAGAAUCAUUUUGCUGGCGAAAGACGUCCGGAGUCUCGACGACGACCAAACGCCCGACAAUAUAGAGAUUAUACCGAAUACUCCGGACAUAAUACCCGACACACCGCUAGAAUGGGCCGUGGAGCACAAAAGGCAAUCUCGUCAACCUAUUCCUGGAUAG
This is a messenger RNA of Monascus purpureus, 246 nucleotides long. The record is from the annotation of a GenBank genome assembly. NCBI's taxonomy places the organism in Eukaryota, Fungi, Ascomycota, Eurotiomycetes, Eurotiales, Aspergillaceae.